Messenger RNA from Drosophila subobscura, 2041 nucleotides. RefSeq names its product PIN2/TERF1-interacting telomerase inhibitor 1. The transcript has 2 exons. Gene Ontology annotation, biological process: regulation of ribosome biogenesis. The record is from RefSeq and is a predicted model, not a curated record. The coding region runs from base 89 to 1888 and encodes 599 amino acids. Gene Ontology annotation, molecular function: telomerase inhibitor activity; nucleic acid binding. Gene Ontology annotation, cellular component: nucleolus. NCBI's taxonomy places the organism in Eukaryota, Metazoa, Arthropoda, Insecta, Diptera, Drosophilidae.
GAUAACCGCGAUAUUGAUAGCACGUGUUGUGGCUGUCCGCAUUUUAUACCAUUUAUUAAAUAUUAGUAACAGUUUUGUUUAAAUUACAAUGGCUAUGCUGGCAGAACCACGUCGUCGUAAACGAUACAACUUGUGCCCGCGAGGCAAAGCGCUCUACGAAGAUGAUGCUCGUUUUGGUACCAAAAUGCUUGAGAAAAUGGGUUGGUCCAAGGGUAAAGGUCUUGGCGCCAACGAAGACGGCCAACAGGAGUUUGUUCGAGUUCGCUUGAAGAACGACGCUGAAGGAUUGGGUUUCGAGGCACGAGAUGAUCAGUGGACCGUUCAUGAGGAGGGAUUCAAUGGACUCCUUAAAUCCCUCAAUGGUGGCGCUGAUGAAACCAAUGGUGCAAACGGAGCUGCCUCCGCAUCUGAAGAUGAAGUCAGGCCCAUGUUUGGAUUUAAAGCCGCAGAACCGGAGGAGCCACCCAAAAAGAAGCUCAAAGAGAAGAUCAGUGGCAUAUCGCUGGAGGAGGCGUCAAAGGCGAGCAAAGCGCGUGUGCACUACAAGAAAUUCACAAGGGGGAAGGAUCUAUCGCAGUACAGCGAAAAGGACCUGGCCAAUAUAUUCGGCAAAAAGGCAACCGAAGAUAUUCCCGCACCAGUGCAGAUCGAACAGCCACAAGUGGAGGAAAAGGAGAUAAAUCCCAAUUUUAGUGGAGUGACAACUGUAGCCACUGGACUUUCUGUCCACGAUUACUUUAAGCAGAAAAUGGAAGCCAUGAAAAAUAGACUCAAGAAUGGAAGUGCAAGUACCCCAACGCAAAGCGAAGAGGUCCAGACGGAGAACGACCAAAACGAGCCCGCUAAAAAGAAGAAGAAAAAGGACAAAGAGCGGACGGUCGAAGUGCCUGCUGAGGCGGAAGAAAUUGUGGAGACUAAGCAAAAGAAAAAGAAGAAGUCAAAACGUUCCUCCGAUCAGGAAGACGAGUCUUCAGAGAAAACUGAGGAAGAGAAACCAGUUGAUGAAUUGUCUUUAGAUGAGACAGCUCCAAAAAAGAAAAAGAAAUCAAAGGAAGUGGUGGAAACCAUUGCUCCAGAACCAAUUCCGGAAGUAGAAAAUGAAAUUUCAAAAAAGAAAAAGAAGUCAAAGGAAGGUAAGAAAGUCGUCGAGACUAAGGAAGAUGUAGAACCCGAAGAAGCGCCCGCCGUUCCACAGGAAGCCGAGAAUACCUCACUGUCCAAAAGUAAAAAGAAGAAAAGAUCGAAGGAAACAGUUGAGAGUCUUACUGAACCUGUGGAAACUACUCCUGAAGAUACAAACGAAUCCCUAGAAGAAGCUCCGCUAAAAAAGAAAAAGAAGUCAAAGAAAGUAAAGGAGGUAGAUGAGGAUAUCGAGUUGGAAUCAGAAAUCACUGGAAAAUCAUCCAAGAAAAAGAACAAAUCCAAUCGCGAUGUAACUGAAGAUCCUGCACCAGCAGCUGACACCGGAAGGAAGCACAAGGACGCUGUAAGUGCUGAACUCAACUCAUCCGGCGAUAAAAGCGAUCAAUCAGCCGAUGAAGAUCAGCCUGAGGAGCUCUUAUCUCUGGACGAAAUAAAAGAAAAACUAAAAUUAUUCAAUAUCUGUACCAUCUCUCAAUUUUGCGCAGACAAAUUCCAAAUGUUUGAUAUGAAUGCGUUUCGAGAGUCGACGCUGGCCGAAAUAACAGGCUACGGGAGCAGCGCGAACAUGGAUUUGAGGGUGGAGGAUAUGAAGAACGACGACAAGCGAAUUAUGGACCUUUGGAAGAAUGAAUCGUAUGCCAGCUUUAAGAAAUCGGACAGAUUUAAAAACCUCAAAUACCCGAGGCAGGUGAAGCGCACGACGUUACGGGCAGUGAAGAAAAGAUUCGCAUUUCAGGCCAUUUGAUUAAGGCAAAACGAAAUAUAUGUAAUUCAACGUGAUUCUUAAUACGAUUUGUUUGUACAUAAACAACUUAAUUAAGUAAAUUGUAAGCUUCAUGGUCUACAUUUUAAUGUGUAACGCCGAUAAUUAUAAUUAAACUGAACUAUACCCCGCAAA